Molecule: messenger RNA, 2455 nt
Organism: Daphnia pulicaria
Lineage: Eukaryota; Metazoa; Arthropoda; Branchiopoda; Diplostraca; Daphniidae
Product: mucin-5AC-like
Exons: 8
Coding region: 44-2257 (737 amino acids)
Cellular component (GO): plasma membrane
Molecular function (GO): carbonate dehydratase activity; zinc ion binding
Source: RefSeq, a predicted model, not a curated record
ACAAAUUUUGGCGCCCAUUUCGGAGUAUAAAUAAGCAAGUGAAAUGCAACAUGACCAACACACUACCCACAACUGGGAAGCAGAAAUGGUGAAGACGAAUUUGCUGUGCCAGCUUUUGCUGGUGAUGUGCUGUAUAAGUCUAGUGGUGGUCAGCGCCAUGCCGCAGAGAUCGUCGAGAAGAAAAGAUCAGGACAGCGAAGAGAGCUGCGAAGACGGUCGUUGCUCUAGGCCUGGAUUACGUAACGGCGACUCAGAAGAAAUUUCCUUUAGAAAACCAGGCUUCCUUCCGGUAGGCCGACCAAGAAGGCCGAGUUUGAUCAACGCUGGACCUCUAAACCAGCAAAAGAUUGACACUUCCUUGGGAGCUGGCGGCUUUUUCGAUCCAGCCGAUCCAUCGACCGGAGAGGCAGCCUGUCCAACCUGUACCGGAGCCACUGGAGCCGCUGGAGCAAACAGAAUAGCCCCGUUGAAAAAACUAACUUUUGGAGGUCUCAUAAUAACUCCCGGAUCAGCAGAUCAAGUAGAUCCAUCCGGAGUGGCGUGUACAAAUUGUGCAGCAGGCGGUACAGCGGGUGGUCCAGGAACGGGUGGUCCAGGGACGGGCGGUCCAACCUCCACAGGGGCUGCCACCGGCUCGGAAAAUCUUGCAGUUCCAUUAACCGGAGUAGCCUGUCCAACCUGCACAGCCACUGGAGCAACUGGAACAAGGAAAACAACUGGAACGACAGGAACCGCAGGAACAGCAGGCACAACUGGAACGACAGGAACAGCAGGCACAACUGGAACAACUGGAACAACUGGAACGACUGGAACGACAGGCACAACUGGAACAACCUCCAUAAGAAAGCCAAGUUUGGGAGGGGCAGGUGGGACGAUAAAUACCGUCUCCGCCAAUCAAACCGAUCCAGCAACCGGAGCAGCCUGCACAACUUGUAAAGACGCCGGAACAGUCGGUGCAACUGGAACAGCCGGAACGACAGGAACAGCUGGAACGACAGGAACGACAGAUGCAACGUCUACUAAGAAGCCAGGCACAAUAGAUACGAGCCGAAUCAGAAAACCCGGUUCGGCAACCGGAACACCUUGCACAAACUGCACAGCCACCGCAACAGACGUCGCAACCGGAACAACUCCGACAAAGAAGGAAACUCCUGGCACGACAACUACUCCUGCAGAUCCGUCAGUACCUUGUCCAACGUGUACAUCCACCGCCGGAACAGCCAACGCAACUGCAACAACCGGACCAACACGUAUUAGGAAGCCAAGUACCGAUUCGUCGUCAGUCGCACCUUGUGCAAACUGCACAACUACAACAACAACUACAACCACCACUUGCACAACCUGUACAUCCAACGGAACAGCCCCUGUUGAGGGUUCCAGUUUGACCAAGAAAGCAGCUGAAAUUAAACUUCCGAGUUUCAAAAGCGACAUGAAGGAGAUCACUAACACCUCUUUGGUAGAGACAGUCGACCACAUUCAUUUUGAUUACGAUGAUCCCAACAAAUGGAAGGAACACAAUUCCUUGUGCAAGGGACCCCAUCAAUCGCCCAUCGACAUUCAAACUCGAAAAACCAUUUUAUCAUCUUACCCCGAUUUCACCUUUGUCAACUACGACAAAUCUUACCCCGAGAAUUUGGAGAACAACGGACACACUGUUCAGCUGAGCAUCGACAAAUUAAUUACGGACCUGCCUUCCAUUUCCGGUGGAGGUUUGGACGGCACCUACCAAUUCGCCCAGUUGCAUUUCCACUGGGGCGAAGGAAUGUUUGGCAGUGAACACACCAUCGACGGAAAACAAUACGUUGCGGAAGUUCACAUCGUCCAUUGGGAUACGAAGUACGGCAAUUUCGUCAAUGCCACCAAGCACAACGACGGAUUGGCUGUCCUGGGAGUCCUGGUGGAGUUGCAAGCUCGAGACAACAUUGCUUUCCGCCAUCUCGAACAAUUCGAGAAACUCAUGGAUGUCGGAUGCGCCAAAACCGACCAGUUGUCCUAUUCCGUCCCAAUUGCCGAUCUCCUUCCGGACAGCACUACAAGCUUCUACCGAUACGCAGGAUCUUUGACCGACGCCAGGUGUAACGAAGACGUAAUCUGGACGGUAUUUGACACCCCGAUCGCCAUUUCCGAAAGACAGUUGGCCAAAUUCCGACUCCUCACCGACGACCAUGGGCGGAAGUUGACUAGGAACGUCCGUCCAACUCAGCACAGUCACCGGCGAACUGUCAUUUACAAUCCGCCACCACGACGGGUGGCCUGAUUUAUUAAUAAUCUUUUACGCUAAUUUGAUUGGCCGGUGCACAGAUAUUGUACGAAUCUAACCCAAAUCUCUGAUCAUUUUGCCAAUGUUUUUGCCAAACCUUUUGACUGUGUGUAUCUAACAAUUUUAGAUGUUAAUCUACCUGUAAGGGCAAUAAAAACCUAGGUGGGAACCCCAUAGUUCCCCAGUUGUAACGAA